Molecule: messenger RNA, 3693 nt
Organism: Pisolithus orientalis
Lineage: Eukaryota; Fungi; Basidiomycota; Agaricomycetes; Boletales; Pisolithaceae
Product: regulator of Vps4 activity in the MVB pathway-domain-containing protein
Exons: 16
Coding region: 1-3693 (1230 amino acids)
Biological process (GO): protein transport
Source: RefSeq, a predicted model, not a curated record
AUGGCAAGUUGGGAUCCCACACUCCUAAGGACGACGUCGCAUCGACUCGGUCAGUUACAAGAACGCAAGGACUCCCAGAGCCAGAUUACACGCCGGGACAUCGCCACGCUACUGCACAAUGGCAACGUCGGGCUGGCGCGGGCUAAAGCCCAGAAUCUGAUGUGGGAAGACAGGAUGGGCGAUUUACUGGAGGUCCUAGAGAUGUGCGUGUGUGUCGUGCUGGAGCGUGUGGCCGAGCUGGAGAACGGGAAACAACUGAGUCCGGUAACUACUGAGGCCGCUUCGACUAUCGUGUACGCUGCACCGAGUGCCGAGUCAAAAGAUCUCAGUCUGGUCCGGGACGUCCUCGUACAGCGCCUUGGUCGUACUUUUGCCCAUUCAGCAGUAGCGAAUAGCAAGAAAACCGUCGCCAAGCAGGUACUCGACAUCCUCUCAUCUUCCGCACCUACAGCAGCCCAGAUGGACGCCUGCCUCGUCAAAAUAGCAGAUACUUACAACGUCAAAUGGACUCCCCAACCUCGCCGUCCCGACAUUUUGGAUCAACUCUCGGAAAUCCUGGAUUUGGGUUCUUCUACCGUUGUCGAUCUUUCGCGUCUGCGGAGGCUAUGUUCACACGGUCUUCCUGACGAUCCUCCAUGGAUUAGACCCCGGAUAUGGAGGUUGCUUUUUGGUACGCUUCCGGUCUCGAAAUCGACUUGGGAGAAGGAGAGCCAGAAGCAGAGGGAGAGUUACUAUGAUCUCGUUAGGCGAUUGCUCGGGCCACUCUCAAGUCUUCCGCCCCCAACGACGCCACCUGCGCGUACCGACGCUGCCAUUCUCAAAGUAUCCGAAUCGCUGUUCCAUUUACCAUUCGAGCUGUUCUCACGAUUGGAGGAUGAACCAGAGAAUUUUACGUUGUGUCCUCUUGACGAAGAAGCAGAAGAAGCUAUCAAAAUCGACUGUGCACGCAACCUCGACGUCAGGCUAGAACUUAUUCGCAGGGGAAAUACUGAGCCAGAACUACAAGCCAUUCCUGAAAUUCGACUCGAACAUGAAGUCCAAGCUGAACCACCUGACCAAGCUUCGGGCUCAGUCCUUCGUUUCAGCCGCCUGCGCAUCCGCAAACAUCUUUCCGCACUCUUCCGCCUUCUUUACUUGCACAUCUGUCUCAACCCUGCAAACCAAGCACCGCAUGUACCAGCACUGCUCAUUCCGUUAUACUCGGCUCUCACUCGAGAAAUCGAACCAGCUGAUGCUGCCCACGCAGAAGCAGACACGUUCUGGUUGUUUGAGGCGCUGGUUGGAGAGCUCGUCGAGCUAGAGGAUGAACAAGGUGGUAAGGUGUGGAUGCGGAGGUUCAGCGAACGAUUGGCCAACGCGGACGGAGAGCUAGCAGAGAAUUUGGUCAGCUCAUCCUUGGCUUUUCUCUUUUGUGAUGACAGCCGUUGGCUCUCUACACUGUUGACCCAAACCCUGCCCUUGCCGGCCGUGUUCCCCGUUUGGGACGUCAUUUUUUCAUGUCCUAUGAGAACCCGCAACUCCAAUCCCAAACUGGAUUGUCUGGUGGAUAUAUGCGUCAGCCUUCUCAUCCGUGCAGCGCACGCCGUUGUUCCGGUAGCGAUCCUUUUGCGUUUGCCUGGUUCUGCUAGUCAACGUCGUUUUUACACUGAUUCUUGUUUCCUCAGACUCGGAAAGCAAAAUCGUCAGACACCAAGUCUGUGGUCGUACGAGCACGCAGCACUCCCCCCGCCGUCCCCACUUCGACCGUGGGAACUCAGUGAUGCGUUCAUGGAAGGCAUGGCGCUUCUUCAAGCAUACCCGAUCGAUGCUGCAGGCGGUAUCGACCGCGUGCUUCAGACCGCGUUUGAUGUUUCGCAGAAACGACUCGAGGAAGAGGCCAUGAGAGUACAGAAGGCGGAUGGGAUGACGCUUGGCGCGCGGCUUAAAGCGACGAUGUGGAAGGGCCUUGGAACGCCUCUUACGGGGAACGAUGGGGAGGAGCGAGAGGAAGAGUCGGAUGAGGAGGAGACCACAGAGGGCGACAGUGAGCAUGACGAUGGAAACGAGACGGAAACGCCGGGGGCGAAGUCGUUGACGUCCAUGUUUGCGAACACGGUGUGGAGGGAUACCGUCUCCCACGACGCCAUCGUCCCCUUCCCCUCGCCGCCCUCCCUGGCGGAAGAAGAGAAACAGCAGCCAUCGGUUCAGCCCGUUCAGACGGCUCUGUGGAACUACGCUGGGAAGCUGAAAGACUCAGACACUAUUGCAGCCUUUUCCAAGGUCAGCACGAAUUGGCGCGCUAAGGCCAUGAAUGCGUGGAGUUCACGGAGGGGUAGUAAUGCGUCUUCUUCGGUGAUGGACGUAUCAUCACCCAGAAGUACCUCUUCAGAGCUGGCACCUCCCAAGGGUACCUGGUUAGAUAGCGAACCUGAGAGGCUUCGAGAAAGAGGAUCCUUGUCUGGAACAGAGACAGGCAAAUCUAAAGAUCCCCCCCGUCCUGCUUUCUUCCGCUCGCCCCGCGAGAGCUUCCUCCCGCUACCGCGGAGACAAGCUUUGACUGAACCAUCUAGUCCAAGUCCAGAACUUUCGCCUCGAUCAGAUAAGGCGUUUAUUCAUAAAACAAAAGAAUCCCUGGCCUCCAUUGCAUCGUUACAAACGCGCCCUGCCCCUCCCACAAAGAGCGCACCGCGACCACUACUGUUAAAUUCUCAGACGUUGAUGAUCUCGAAGAAGUCUCCGUCAUCGGGGCUUUCGGGCGGACGUACCCCGCCAUCUCACAUGCAACAGUGGUCAGAUGCACAUCUCCCGAAGGGCCACGCGACGCGACAAGAAUCCGUAUCGUCGAUCUCGUCGCUGUCACUGUCAGAGGUGUUCAACAAGACAUACUCUCGUAGCGCAGGUGCUCGAUCCGACUACGAUUCAGAUGGGAGCAGCCGGCGCGUUCCUUUGAACCGGAAGUCUGUAUCGCCGAUGGCGCUCGCAUCACGUUCGCCACGUCUGCCGUGGGGCGUGCUAUCCCCAGCGCAUUCUUCAGACACAAGUAUCUCGAGUAUACGAGGGCUUCCUCUUGCGAGUGGAAGUAUUGCAGAGGAAACGGCACCUGAGCGCGGAUGGCGUCCUGCCGAUGGCCCCGACUCUCCCACAACGGUCCCGUCGCCACCCAAUCCACCUACACCACUCAACCAAUACACGACACCCGUCCGCAUAAAUGGGAUUGACCGCGUAGCGAUAGCUGCGGGUGACUCGGGACAUGCAUCGUUGGAGUUGCCGGGGCGGAGUGGUGCAAUCGUGAGGAAGCGAACCCCUCCCCCUGUGCGUGCCGGGAAUGAAGUAGAUGAUACCUCCGACUCGUCUAACGCACGCUUGCGCUCGAAACGCUACACGGCACGACCUGCGAACCUCCGGAUACGGGAUACCUUGAAGCCAAAUACGACGACGGUCGUCGAGCAACAGAAAGGUGCAAGUCCGCGGUCGUUAGCACCGCCGGAGUGGCCGGAGGAGCAGGAACUUACACCGCGGGCAGGGAAUUUCGGGGCGACGUCUCCGGUGUCGCCGCGUCGGUCUCCAGCCAGGAAGAGCUCUCACGAUAUGAAUGAUAUGCAUGGACAUGUGCGUACGCGGAAGGUGUCUACUGGUAGCCGGGACAGUGCUGCAGAGGAAGGUGACGAUGAAGGCUACGACGGAUUGCUUAGUGCAUAUGAGAGCGAGGAAUGA